Molecule: messenger RNA, 1130 nt
Organism: Anopheles arabiensis
Lineage: Eukaryota; Metazoa; Arthropoda; Insecta; Diptera; Culicidae
Gene: Use1
Product: vesicle transport protein USE1
Exons: 5
Coding region: 171-887 (238 amino acids)
Biological process (GO): retrograde vesicle-mediated transport, Golgi to endoplasmic reticulum
Cellular component (GO): SNARE complex; endoplasmic reticulum
Molecular function (GO): SNAP receptor activity
Source: RefSeq, a predicted model, not a curated record
GCCGAGGGCGAUUGACGUUUGUGGCAACGGAAAAGUUUGUUUACGUGUCGGCCGGUCGAUAUUUUGCAUGAAAUAGCGUAUUUUUUCCUCCAACACGAAAAGGGCAACGGAAUCAAGGUGGCGAACAGCAGCAGCCAGGGAAAAACGAACGAACGCACACCCGCCACACAAUGGCAUCGAAGUUGGAAAUAAACAUCCGCAGCUUGAUAGCACAGUGCGAGGAGAUAGUGGCGGUCGACAAACAGGACUGGCGGUUGAAAAAGUACAUCCGAUCGCUGGACAUCAUGAUCCAGGAGCUGGAGGAACAGUUUGAUAAACCGGAAGACAAGGUUUUGGAGGACUAUCAGAACCGCUGCACCGAACUGAAGCAAGCGUCCAGCUACGUAGAACCAACGCCGGAGGAGAAGCGACGCCUGCGAACGAAACCGAAGGCCACCGAUCCGGCCGGAGACGAUGUGAUGCGCGAGGUGCGCCAGUUUCACGACCAAAAGUACGAAAAGGAGCUCCGCAGCGAGCUGUUCAAUGGGAACUUUUCGACGAUACGGCGGCGAGCGGGCCAGAAGGUGGCAGAAAAUCUGGAACAAACCGUGAAACAAUACUCAACCGAGCAGGAGCGGCUUGCGGAGGAUAUGCUUAAGUUAACGAGAAACUUAAAGGAACAGACGGAAACGGCUGGAAAGAUCCUGAAGAAGGACACCGAGAUCGUUUCCAAGUCUGCCAAGCUAACUGACCAAAACACAUCGUCGCUAACAACCGAAUCCACCAAGCUGCAGGAAAACUCAAAGAAAGCCUGCAAAUGCUGGAUGUGGCUGAUGAUAGUAUUCGUUAUAAUAACGUUCAUAUUUAUGGUAAUGUUUAUGAAAAUAAUGAAAAAGAGAGUUUACUAAAGCACACUCCAGGAGGAGUAGAACGAUUGGUUACGGGGACACAAGACGAGCAAGAAAAGACACAACGCAUCCAAGUAGGCCGUGCGCACGUGUUUGAGCAUAGCAAGAAUCAAAAACCGUUGCCGUUUUUCUUUUUCGUUUGUUUUGUUGAUCAGUAUCUGCAUUUUUUUGUUUGUUGCUUAUUGUAAAUUUUGCCUUUAUUGCGCGUGUACGAAUAUACUAUAAAACAAUUUUUCUAAAAUA